CUGUGGCAGCAGGACAAGUUGCUUCGUUGAAGAAAACUUUUGAAACUUCAACUAUUUGGAUUAAAAUUCUCUAUCCGUGCAAGUGAUUUCAUUUUGGACGUAGCUAUGGCACAGGAUUGUGAUAACGAAGUGAUUACAGCAGAAUUUACGCGGCAUAAACACAAAGUUAUAUUCAGUGUUGCAAAGUGGGCUGUCUAAACGUAAUUGUUCAACACUGGACUGGAUUAUGAUUAAGUAACAACCUUGCCCUAGUCAACUAUUUAAGUCGAAGAUUCGUAUGCCGAGACAGCUAUAUAGUUAUAACGUUUAAAACUCAGCUUAGCCUUAGCACUAGCAAUGAUUUGAUGAGUCGAAUCUCUGUAAACGUUUUAAAUACUGAAAGAAUUUUCUUCUGUUUUACCACAACAUCCAGACUCUAGUUAUCCACUUCUACCAAGACAAAUGAAAAUGCUUGACCAAUUAUUCCAAGCGUUGGUUGCAGGAUUCGAUCAUAUUAUCUCAAAACGUUAUCCGUCUGUGGCCGCUUCCAGUACCCAAUUAGCACCUGUGUUAAUUGCUCUCCUGUGUUUAUCCACCUGCACGUUAGCUUCGGAGUCGGUUCGAACGUGCGAGCCCAUACGAUCCACCAUGUGCUCGGGUCUAGGGUACAACGUUACGGGCAUGCCCAACUUGGUGGAGCACGCAGACCAAGAGGACGCCAUCCUACUGUUGCAAACCUUCACUCCUCUUAUCCAGUACGGUUGCUCUAGUCGCCUUAAGUUCUUCCUGUGUUCUGUUUACGUUCCCAUGUGCACGGAGAAAGUUCUCACGCCGAUAGGGCCGUGUCGACCGCUGUGUGAAAGUGUCCGAGAUCGAUGCAAGCCGGUCUUACAUGAAUUCGGCUACCCGUGGCCCACGGCUUUGAACUGCUCCAAGUUCCCACUGGUCAACAAUCACGAGCACAUGUGUAUGGAGGGCCCGAAGGAUGAAGAAGACACUCAUACUGUACCCCCGAUUCGUCGACCGAACAGGCCGGAGCCCACGAUUGAGCCUGCUACAAAAGCGAACCCCAAUUACUCUGGAAAUCCACCUUUUCCCAACGGCAAUACCAAAACUGUACCACAGUCGAAUUAUGAACCCUGCAAGCAGUUUGGGUACAGGAGCCCAUCCAAGUACACGUUUAUCAACAGAACCCAUCGCUGUGCAAUGCUGUGCAAAGAAAAUGUUGCUUUCACAGAUGACAAUAAAUACUUUGCCAACGUCUGGAUGGCCGUGUGGGCAGGCCUCUGCUUCACCUCCACUCUCUUCACCAUCCUCACUUUCCUCAUCGACUCUCAGCGUUUCCGCUAUCCCGAGCGGCCGAUCAUCCUGAUGGCCAUGUGCUACAACAUCUACAGCAUAGCCUACAUCGUCCGACUCAUCGCGGGGCGUGAUGACAUCGCCUGCGACACUGAGAGCCAGAGCAAUCAGAGCAUUCUCAUCCAGGAGGGCCUGGAGAACACCGACUGCGCCAUUGUGUUCCUACUUCUCUACUUCUUCGGCACCGCAAGUGCUCUAUGGUGGGUCGUGCUCACCUUCACAUGGUUUCUGGCGGCAGGGCUGAAAUGGAGCCACGAGGCCAUACAAGUCCACAGCAGCUACUUCCACCUGGUUGCCUGGGCGAUACCUGCCAUCCAAACCAUUGUCAUCCUCGUUAUGAGAGACGUGGAUGCCGACGAGCUCACUGGGAUCUGCUACGUCGGCAACCAACACACGAGAACUCUAAUGGGUUUCGCCAUCGCCCCGUUGAUGGUCUACCUCAUCGUCGGGGUCUCUUUCCUAGUAGCGGGUUUUGUGUCACUUUUCCUAUCUGCAAAGAAAUCCACGGGGUCCUCGGAGAAGACCACCGGCAGUGGUGGGACUCCAGCACGGGAGGAGAAAAUCGAAGCACUCAUGGUUAGGAUCGGUAUCUUCUCAGUAUUGUACACUGUACCAGCAGCGUGUGUGAUAGGGUGUUUGUUGUACGAGUAUUUUUCCAGAGGAUCGUGGUAUUCUGUUUCAUCCAACGCAUCGCCGAACGUGGAGAUUUUCAUGCUCAAACUUUUCAUGUCUCUGGUGGUAGGGAUAACCAGCGGACUUUGGGUCUGGUCCACGAAAACUCUUGGCUCAUGGAGGACACAAAUAAAGAAAGUUUUUCAGCCCCGACGAGACAGAAAAGGUAUUGAGUAUAUAGUUCCAGUGCACCAGUAUCAUCAGGUGCCGGCAAAAGUGGGCAGUGCGUCGUCCUCCUCUAGGGCUAUUCGAUCAGAAAAAUCCAAGCGGGGAAAAUCAGACAGUGAAACUAUUGUUUAAGCUACUGUGUAAGUUUGGGACAAGGGUAGUGUUUGUAGAUACUGUAAUUAUUUAAACUGUGAAUACUUUGCAUCAAACGAACAGUCAGGGAUAUAAAUGUACAGUAGUAUAAAUAUAUAUAUAUUUAAUGUUUUGAAAGUAUUUCCCCCCAAUGCAGAUCACAGCCAACACCAAUGAUAUUUAAAAGGCAAAGCAAAAAAAGCUCUGCUUUCCUGAGCAUAACACAAGAGGUCAUGUUUUCCACCUUUAAACCCAUGAAGCAACACAACUGUCUAGCAGCGAGACAAAUCGUGCUGGGAAAUUUACAUAGGGCACAGCACACUCCCGCAUUGUAUUCAGCACACUCCUGUAUUGUAUUCAUUGUGCAUGCUGUCUUUCAGACAUUCAGUUUGUCAGAUAGUGUUUUAUGACUAUACCUUAUUCGCACUCGCCAC
This is a messenger RNA of Lymnaea stagnalis (great pond snail), 2744 nucleotides long. The record is from the annotation of a GenBank genome assembly. NCBI's taxonomy places the organism in Eukaryota, Metazoa, Mollusca, Gastropoda, Lymnaeidae.